This is a messenger RNA of Sabethes cyaneus, 1979 nucleotides long. It is a transcript of the gene l(2)37Bb, whose product is annotated as FAD-dependent oxidoreductase domain-containing protein 1. The record is from RefSeq and is a predicted model, not a curated record. NCBI's taxonomy places the organism in Eukaryota, Metazoa, Arthropoda, Insecta, Diptera, Culicidae. Bases 206 to 1732 code for a protein of 508 amino acids. The transcript is spliced from 4 exons. Gene Ontology annotation, molecular function: oxidoreductase activity. Gene Ontology annotation, cellular component: cytoplasm.
UAUAGAGGAUAGAACAUAGAAUUAGAAGCUCGUGAUAAUAAAAUUGUGGUGUACAAAGUGUAUAAAUAACAAGGAUUCUGAUGUGAAAUAUUGGAGCAUGCAUCAAAAACACUUUAGGGAAACAUUACACUUAUCUAAUUUCUGAGAUACAACUUAUUAUCAUAUAAGUAUUUCACAAGUCGGUAGUUUGCAGUGGUAGCACAAUAUGUUUCGGAUAGGUAAGUCCUCCCUUCAGCGGAAAGUACCUCGUAUUUGCAGAUUUGCAUCCGACGUAUCAAAUAAAAAUGAUGGCAGUCGACGUGUUGGCGUGGCACGUGUUGAGGCAAGUGCAGAAAAUCCGGUUUCGAGAACUCUUAAAUUGUUGGGCAAUGAUAUGAAGAGAGUUAAAAAUUUUAUUUUACCGAAAAAAACGGCCAAUGAAGAAACGGUGGAUGAUUAUCUUUCACGUUACCGAAAGGAGGAUUUCCAAACCCAUUGUGAUGUGCUGGUCAUAGGUGGUGGUGGAGUAGGAUCUUCAAUUGCCUAUUGGCUUAAAAAACGUGCCCGUGAAGGACUCAACGUGGUAGUAGUAGAGAAGGAUUCAACAUACCAAAAAGCAUCUACAUGUCUAUCUGUCGGAGGAUUAAGGCAACAGUUUUCGAUCGUAGAGAACAUCCAGAUGAGUUUGUAUGGCGCGGAGUUCUUGCGUGACGUGAAGAAGCUGCUAGGAAGCGAGGUCGAUGUGAAUUUUACACCUUUUGGUUACCUAAUGCUGGCUUCAGAACAGGGGGCAGAGCAAUUACAGCAAAAUUCAAAACUGCAAAAUGUGCUUGGAGCAAAAAAUGAAAUUCUUACUGCUAGCCGUUUAAAAGAGCGCUUUCCUUGGAUGAAUACGGACGGAAUAGCAAUUGGUUGUCAUGGUUUGGAGAAAGAAGGUUGGUUUGACCCUUGGGCGCUCUUGUAUGGCUUUAAAAAACGCGCCAUUGAAUAUGGUGCGCAUUAUGUUGAAGGUGAAGUAGUGGGGUUCGAAUGUCGCGAGCUGCCAGAUGUUUUGACCACGCACUCAUCGUCUACCGAGGUCCUGGAGGGCUUGGAUAAAGUUUCCAUCCGAAUGAAAGACGGUGAAUUAAGAAAUGUGAAAUUUUCUAUCGCCAUUAUCGCUGCUGGCGCGCAAUCAGGGAAUGUGGCGAAAAUGGCACGUAUUGGCACUGGCAAGAAUAUGCUAAGUGUACCACUUCCCGUUGAGCCACGAAAACGUUACGUUUAUGUUUUCCAGUGUCAAAACGACAGUGGGCCUGGAAUUAACACGCCAUUGACAAUCGACCCAACAGGAACGUAUUUUCGUCGAGACGGGUUGGGUGGAAAUUACCUCGCUGGAAAAAGUCCCCUCCCUGAGGAGGAACCGGCUGCUGAUAAUUUGGAGGUAGAUUAUUCCUACUUUGACAGCAGCGUAUGGCCAAAUCUUGCUCAUUUAGUACCCACAUUCGAAGCCAUAAAAAUGAAGAGUGCGUGGGCUGGUUACUACGAAUAUAACACAUUUGACGAAAAUGGCAUUGUUGGCCCGCAUCCGUACUACAAUAAUUUAUACAUUGCGACAGGUUUCAGUGGCCAUGGAAUACAACAAACGCCAGCCGUCGGCAGGGCUAUAGCUGAAAUGAUUAUUGAUGGUGAAUUCCGUACUAUUGAUCUAACUCGAUUUGGAUUUGAUAGGAUCCUCGUUGACCAACCACUAUAUGAAGCUAAUAUUGUAUGAUAAUGGCGCAUGUUCAAGGAUAGCUACUAUUUCUAAUUCUUGGCAUUCUUCACGCAUUGCGGCCUUACCGUACUACAGACGGAAAGCAGUGAAUUAACCAUAAGAUGAAUGAUUGUUAGUUGAUGAUUAACCUGGAACGAUGAACGAUGCUACGCAAGCGACGUAAAAUUUAAAUCUAGUCUAAUAAAUAAGGAAUCUAAUUUGGCUCACCUUAGAUUCAUAAAUGUAUAACUAUUCAACUGCAUAU